AUGGCAGCUCGGCUCGGUAUUUACCGAGCGUCAACACAUUGUUUGAUUAAUCGUGAGAAAAACCCAGAAUUCUCUAUUCGUUUUAGAUGGAGCCAACCUCAGGCAAGCCAGACCUUCUCCGCCGGCGGCAAACUCGAGAAGUUGACUAAGUCUACAGAUUUCACCGCCGAUAUAGUACGGACGCUAAAGCCUGAAAGGAUUGCAGUGGUCCACAUCGGCACGAAAGACACCUCUAGUUUCCAUUCGUUUAUUGAUUUGUUCAAUUACUGCAAGCCCGUGACUUAUGUGGAUGUUGGAGCUAGAGGCUAUGACUCCUACAAAGCGCUGGAAAUAAUGGAGGUCGCAGCCAAGUUUGGUUAA
Prunus armeniaca (apricot) is the source of this 360-nucleotide messenger RNA. Lineage: Eukaryota; Viridiplantae; Streptophyta; Magnoliopsida; Rosales; Rosaceae. The record is from the annotation of a GenBank genome assembly.